Messenger RNA from Ilex paraguariensis (yerba mate), 1863 nucleotides. The record is from the annotation of a GenBank genome assembly. NCBI's taxonomy places the organism in Eukaryota, Viridiplantae, Streptophyta, Magnoliopsida, Aquifoliales, Aquifoliaceae.
AUGGAGUUAAUGGUGCCUACAAAGCAUACACAUGAGGGUUUUUGCUCAUUUCAUUGUAUUCAUAGGGAUAGCAAAAAGAAUCAUACUUUGAGGUCUAGAGCUAGGGUUAGGUUUUCUUCAAAUUUCAGUUCCGGGAAGGUCUUUGUAGGUCGCGAAGCUCGCUUCCCUGUUCUCUCUGUUGGUAAUGGUAUUGAGUGUAAAAAACAACGAGGGUCUCCGAAACAGAGGCGAAAUCGGGUAUUAGCUGUUUCAAAGAUUGAAAAUUUUAGCUCUAAUGGUCGAUUGUCAAGUAAUGAGAGAAACCCUCAAGGGCAGUUUAGUGGGGGUCUUCUAUCCUCGAGUGAAGUGCAUUCCUCGCAUAAUUUUGAAGAGUUUGAGAGUAAUAAACAUCUCCGUCGGUUGGUUAGAAAUGGAGAAUUGGAGGAAGGGUUUAAGUAUCUCGAAAACAUGGUUUAUCGCGGUGACAUUCCCGAUAUCAUUCCAUGUACUAGUUUAAUUCGGGGGUUUUGUCGGAUUGGUAAGACUAAGAAGGCAACUAGGGUUAUGGAGAUUCUUGAGGAAUCCGGGGCUGUUCCUGAUGUUAUAACUUACAAUGUGUUGAUUAGUGGGUAUUGUAAGUCGGGGGAGAUAGAUAAUGCUUUAAAGGUAUUGGACCGGAUGAGUGUUGCUCCGGAUGUUGUCACAUAUAAUACGAUCUUGCGAACAUUGUGUGAUGGUGGGAAAUUGAAGCAAGCAAUGAAAGUUCUCGAUCAGCAGUUGCUAAAAGAGUGCUAUCCUGAUGUGAUCACUUAUACAAUUUUGAUUGAAGCGACUUGUAAGGAAAGUGGGGUGGGGCAGGCAAUGAAGCUUUUGGAUGAGAUGAAUAGAAAGGGUUGCAAGCCUGAUGUAGUUACCUAUAAUGUCCUAAUCAAUGGGAUAUGCAAGGAAGGGAGGUUGGAUGAAGCAAUCAAAUUCUUGAAUAAUAUGCCGUCUUAUGGUUGCCAACCUAAUGUAAUUACCCAUAAUAUCAUUUUGCGUAGCAUGUGUAGCACAGGGAGGUGGAUGGAUGCUGAGAAACUUUUAGUGGAGAUGCUUCGAAAAGGCUGUUCUCCCAGUGUCGUUACCUUUAACAUCUUGAUAAAUUUCUUGUGUCGGAAGGGGUUAUUGGGCCGAGCCAUUGAUAUUUUGGAGAAAAUGCCGAAGCAUGGUUGUACUCCAAAUUCCCUGAGUUACAAUCCACUGCUUCAUGGAUUUUGCAAAGAAAAGAAGAUGGACAGGGCAAUUGAGUAUUUGGAGAUAAUGGUCUCCAGAGGGUGCUACCCUGACAUUGUGACCUAUAAUACUUUGCUCACAGCUUUAUGCAAAGAUGGAAAAGUUGAUGUAGCAGUUGAGAUCCUUAACCAGCUUAGUAAUAAAAAUUGCUCUCCUGUUUUGAUCACUUACAAUACAGUGAUUGAUGGUCUUUCAAAGGUGGGAAAAACAGAAUGUGCUCUAAAGCUGUUGGAUGAGAUGCGAGGAAAGGGUCUCCAACCCGAUAUAAUUACCUACUCUUCGGUUGUGGGAGGGCUUAGUAGAGAAGGAAAGGUAGACGAAGCUAUCAAGUUCUUCAAUCAGUUAGAAGGAUUGGGUGUGAGGCCCAAUGCCGUCACCUACAAUUCUGUCAUGUUGGGGCUUUGCAAAGCUCGCCAGACGGAUCGUGCCAUUGACUUCUUGGCUCAUAUGGUAUCAAAGGGAUGUAAACCUACUGAAACUACAUAUACAAUUCUGAUUGAAGGCCUAUCUUAUGAAGGUUUAGCCAAUGAGGCUUUGGAUUUACUGAAUGAGUUAUGCUCCCGAGGAGUCGUGAAGAAAAGUUCUGCUGAAAAGGUGGUGGUCAAGAUGUAG